Molecule: messenger RNA, 2324 nt
Organism: Orbicella faveolata
Lineage: Eukaryota; Metazoa; Cnidaria; Anthozoa; Scleractinia; Merulinidae
Product: galanin receptor type 1-like
Biological process (GO): G protein-coupled receptor signaling pathway
Cellular component (GO): plasma membrane
Molecular function (GO): G protein-coupled receptor activity
Source: RefSeq, a predicted model, not a curated record
CGAUCAACCAAUAGCCUUUUGCAGUAUUCUAAUGCAAAUAACCUACAGUUCAAAUGAAAGUAUGUUAUUAAGACAGGGUGUAUUACCAUUUAAUGCAGCUAACUGUGGACGUCGCAAUAAAAAGAAGAGAGGCCACCAACACAGAUAAGAUUCUGGAUUCACAUAGAAACAGUGAAGCAUUGGUCACAAACAAGGAGUUGCGAGAUAGUCCUGUCUGGAAUAGACCAGUACCUGCUCGGAAACAUGCCUGUCAACGUUUCAACGUUCAAUGAUUACUUGCUCCAGGAAAAAACAUUCAGGAGCGAUCGAGAAACAUACUUCUCAACCUUGUUUCACAUAAGCUGUACCUUUGUGGUUCUAGGAGCUGUGGAGAAUAUCAUUGUUUGCUGUGUUUUGGCCAAAGGUAAAAUUGGCCGAUCGCCCACAAAACUAUCCAACUUUUUUAUCCUUCAUUUGUCCAUCACGGAUCUCGUGUUCAGAGCAAUGACUUUCCUUCAACAGACUAAAGACCGCGAAAACUUGUACUCAUCUAAUACAGUUCACUGCCAACUGGUUAUAUUCUCGCAGUUUACAUGUGCCGCGGUAACUUUUGUGCUUCUCACAGGAAUUGCCAUCGAUCGCUACAUCCACAUUUUAUUUCCUCUCCGAGCCCUGACAAUUAAGACCAGGAAAUAUAUCAUUGUAAUUUUCAUCUGGUUUUAUGCUCUGGUAAUUUGCUCGGGCUUUAUCGGCAGCGCUUCACUCUCUCCUCAUAUCAAACUCCGCAGUCAGCUGUAUCAUCUUUCAAAUUCUUCAUCAAACUUGACCAGCAACGAUACAGCAGUUAGUUCAGAUUCCAAACCGUUCCAUAGACACUGCACUCCUGGGAAACCCGAUUCACUGGAGCGGAAGGUUGCCUUUACGGUGUAUUUUGUGUUCGCAUUUGUGGUACCGCUAAUUGUGAUCACAUUUGCCUACACCAAGAUAACAGUCUUUCUGUGGAAAAGGACAAAGACGAACAACAGCAUAAACAGUAGCUGUGCAAAGGCGAAGCUUAAAGCAACUCAGAUGUUUGUCCUGGUAGUUUUCAGUUUUCUUCUUAGCUGGGGCCCAAUAAUGAUUCUCGAUAUAUUUGCAUCUUACCCAGCUAAAAAGGGCAGGAUAACUUAUCAAAAGCUCCCUAUAAGGCCCUUGUUUGAUUGCAUCUCCCAGACAAGCUCAAUAUUUUACCCGUUUAUUUACGCGUUCUGUGAUAAAAAUUUUAGAAAAAAUCUUCGCCGUUGUCUGUGGCGGAAGAAUUCCGUGAGGGUUUCACGUGUUCCUCCUGUAUUAAUGAAUGGCAGUUUCAUACAAAUGAGUAAUUUGAGCCCAAAAGUUCCUAGAGCUAGUCCAUUAAGCAAACGGACAGCUUGUAAUUUCAUUUAUGAUUUAAAACCUUCAGGAAAACAUUUGAACUAGUAUUGUCUUAGCUGUUACGUGCAGUUUCUGCAAUAGCACGCUGACGUAUUUAGGCGGACGUGAUAAGCGGGAAGGAUUUCGUUUAAAAAUGAAAUGAAUGAAAUCACGUCCAGCAAAGGUCAUGGUAAUCAAAAGCAGGACCCGAGUCAACAUCAUAGUUGCUGUUUACAAACAUUAAAAAACAGACCUUUUGUAUUUCAAAGUUGCCUAGCACAAAAGAAAAAACUCUUUGUUUUAAUGAUUGGCAGCUGCGUGGAUCGAUCCCAAAUAAAAUGCCGUUAUGUAAGCGUCAUUGAUGCAUAUAAAACAUUCAGUAAUAUUUCUUAUUGUCCAACCAGAGAGGGCGAGGUGAAAUGACUGAUUGGUCAGCCCUGUUAUGAUUAGUCAAAAUAUGUUAUGAUUAGUGAAAAUUGAAAAACCUGGUAAAGCUGCAAUAUGUACAUUAGCUGUAAUUUUAUUUACUCUACUGUAUAUAUUUGUUUUAAAAUUUCUCAAUUAAAACUUUCUACUUGUAUGCGAGAAAAUGCAUCAGUUUUAGCUGAAUAAUUAGGAGUCGACUUGUAUAACAAAAUAUCGAGUAAAAGCGGAGAUGAUUACGACAUCAGUAAUAGACAUAAUGUACUCGGUCCACAAACGGACAAUAAGCAGCCAUCUUGAUGAAUAAACUUGAAUGGAGUUGCUAAUCCGGUAAGGUGUGUGCAAUUUCAUUUUACAGAAAUGUUGUGCAACUUCUUGCCCUGCUCUUGCCCUGCUGAAUGUUGACACAUAACGCAGCUCGCAGUUUUUGUGCUAAACGCCGAAUAAUUUUAUAAUGCAAGAGUUAUUACCAACAUUUUAAAUAAAAAGCCCUGUUGCAUAUGACUGCUGGUCGGUUGUCAAGUGAAGUG